AUGCCAGAGUUUUCAGUGCUCUGGCUUUUGCUCGCCGCUCUUCUUCCUGCUUUCCUCCUUCUGCUCCGGCUCCUAUAUGUGCUUCCUUGUUUCCGACUGGCUGCUGACAAUUCGAAGAAACUGCUCACAGGCUCGAUUAUGGUGCUUCUAGGCUCCGGCGGGCAUACGGGCGAAAUGCUUCGGAUGUUGGCCCCUGUGCCUCUUGGCAACUGUUCCAGAACAUGGAUUGUCUCUUCUGGAGACACCACGUCGCUCGAAAAGGCACGGGCGUACGAGGAAAAGUUGGAAAAGUUGGACGGGACGUCCAGCUCUACUUUUGUCCAAUUGCCGCGGGCUCGGCGCGUGGGCGAGCUGCCGUUGCUGUCUGUUGUGAGUACUGUCGUCUCCAUCGCGGCGACAGCGCAGAAAAUCUGGGAUUUGGGUCCUCCGGAUGUCCUUUUGGUCAAUGGUCCUGGAACAAGCGUGGUUCUUGCGUAUGUGUUGUUCGCCAUGAAGUUUUUGGGCUUGGGCCGCACGCGCAUAGUGUACAUCGAGUCCUUGGCCCGUGUGAAGCUGCUCAGUUUGAGCGGAAGACUCAUAUUUCCUAUUGCUGAUCGGUUUGUGGUUCAAUGGAAGGAGUUGGCUAUUCGCUAUCACAGAGCGGAGUACCAUGGCAUUCUAGUGUAG
Molecule: messenger RNA, 666 nt
Organism: Clavispora lusitaniae ATCC 42720
Lineage: Eukaryota; Fungi; Ascomycota; Pichiomycetes; Serinales; Metschnikowiaceae
Product: N-acetylglucosaminyldiphosphodolichol N-acetylglucosaminyltransferase anchoring subunit
Biological process (GO): dolichol-linked oligosaccharide biosynthetic process
Cellular component (GO): UDP-N-acetylglucosamine transferase complex
Molecular function (GO): N-acetylglucosaminyldiphosphodolichol N-acetylglucosaminyltransferase activity
Source: RefSeq, a predicted model, not a curated record